AUGCCUUUAUAUUGUAGAACUUCACAGGGACUUAUUGUUGAAAUGGAAAUUGGCUCAUCAAUUCCUCCACCGGAUUCAAAAGAAAUGACUACGUCAGAGACUCCUACCAAAAUCACAGAGACCGAAUGUGAAUUCACUUAUCCCUCUCCAUUUUUUAAAUAG
This is a messenger RNA of Funneliformis caledonium, 162 nucleotides long. The record is from the annotation of a GenBank genome assembly. NCBI's taxonomy places the organism in Eukaryota, Fungi, Glomeromycota, Glomeromycetes, Glomerales, Glomeraceae.